AAAAAAAAAAAAAAAAAAAAAGAAAGAAAGAUUUCUUGUUUCCUUCAUAGCUGAAACCUUCCACACUCUUUGGAUACCUCAAACCUUUCAUCUCCUUAUUUUCAUCUGUCACACUCAAUUGAAUACCAUUUUGUUUUUUUUUUUGUGUUUUUUCCUUCUCCUGAGGUCCUUCUCUCUACUGCUUUCAAUCUUCUGCGAUUUACUCGUCCAUAAUCACUCCCUUCUCUUCACCUCCAUCCUAACUCGUCCAGAUCCUGCUUUCAAUCCGGUGUUCUGCUCCGUGAAAAUCUUAAUUUGGCUGGGUCGGUCUCACUUCUCCUUCUCUGGUUUUCCUUUUGUCUAGUUGAUUCCAAUAGCAUUGAUUGAGCUUUUUCUCUUGAAUCUGAAUCUGUAGCCCAUUUGUCAGUUCAUCACUCAAUAUUCCCGCUCUCUACACGUUCAUACUCAUUCUCACCGCCGAUUCUCAUUUUCAUUUUCAUUUUCCUGCGUCUAUAUACUUUCAUUUUCAUUCCAAUUUUCUUGUUUGAGCUUUUUACUCUGUACCCGCUUUGUCAUUUUAUCAACUAUUCCCACUCUCUGCCCUUUGUUCUCUUUCUUAUUAGUGACCAAUCUCAUUUUCCUUGUUGUUGGUGUGUGUCUCCCCUCUCCCUCUUUGGAAAAAAAGAAAAAAAAAGAAGAAAAAUUUCUUGUUUCUUUGAUAGCUAAGACCUUCCACAUACUCUGCUCUUUUGAUACCUCGAACCUUUCAUCUCCUUAUUUUCAUCUGUCACACUCAAUUAAAUAUCAAAAUUUUUAGUGUGUUUUCCUUUUCCUGCUGUCAUUUCCCUUUUUGAUAUCUGCUGUCGCACAAUUCCCAUCUAUUUCCAGAGAGAGAAAACUUGGGAAAUGGCAGAUAUUCUUAUUUCCGUUGCAGCAAAAGUUGCAGAGUACCUGGUUGUUCCAAUUGUACGUCAACUGAGUUACCUGUUUAACUACCGUAGCAACCUUGAUAAGCUUGAGGAACAAGUUACGAGGCUGGAUGAUGCAAGGGCGAGGCUGCAGCACGAUGUGGAUAAGGCUAAAAGGCAAGGGGAUGAUAUCGAACAAGAUGUCCAGAAUUGGCUGACACGUGCAGAUGAGAUGAUCCAAAGGGCAAGGGAAUUGAUUGACGAUGAAAACGCUGAAAACACGAGCCGUUUGUGUUUCAAUUUAAAGUUGCGGUACCAGCGAAGCAGGCAAGCGAAGAAGCAGUCUGGGGAUAUUUUUGGUAAAAUCCAAGAAAGUAAAUUUGACAGGGUAUCAUAUCGCCCUCCUCCACGAGGGAUAUGGUCUGCACAACUCAGAGAUUGUAAAGCUUUGGAAUCAAGAGCAUCUAUUUUAAACGAAAUUAUGGAGGCCUUGAGAAAUGAUGAUAUCAGGAUGAUUGGUGUGUGGGGGAUGGGCGGUGUGGGCAAAACCACUCUUGCCUAUCAAGUAGCGGAAAAGGCCGAGAAAGAUAAGUUAUUUGAAAUGGUGGUUAUGGCAUUAAAGGUAUCCCAAUUUCCGAACGUGACAAAAAUUCAAGAACAAAUUGCAAGCGUGUUACGUUUGGAAUUUAAGGAGGAAGGGGAACCGGGAAGAGCAGCCCGCUUAAGCAAAAGUUUACAAAACAAUAAGACGGUCCUGGUGAUUUUGGAUGAUAUUUGGGAAGAACUUAGUCUGGCAAACAUCGGAAUUCCUUAUGGAGAUGCUCAUAGGGGGUGUAAAGUGCUGCUGACUUCCAGAAAUGAGGGUGUGUUAUCUAGAAAGAUGGGUACUCAGAAAAACUUCCAUGUUCAACAUUUAUGUGAAGAGGAAGCCUGGAGUUUAUUUAAGAAGACAGCAGGUGAUUCAGUGGAGGAGCUUAAAUCCAUAGCAAUUGAAGUAGUUAGAGAAUGUGCUGGUCUACCAGUUGCCAUUGUAACAGUUGCAAAGGCAUUAAAAGGCCAGAGUGAGCCUAUGUGGAACAAUGCUUUGCAAGAACUGAAGAGGUCUGCACCAACAAACAUCGAGGGAGUGAGUAAAAACGUAUACUCAUGUCUGGAGUUGAGCUACAACCACUUGGAAGGUGACGAAGUGAAGCGUUUGUUCUUACUUUGUGGUAUGCUGGGCUAUGGUGAUAUUUCAAUGGAUCAAUUGUUAAAAUCUGGCAUGGGUUUGGAUUUGUUUGAACACGUGAGUUCAUUGGAGCAAAUAAGAAAUAAACUAGUGACAUUGGUCAAAAUCCUCAAAGACUCGAGCUUGCUGCUUGAUGCUGAAGAUCGUUAUCGGUCAGGUGUGGGGCCAGGUGUGUUUUUCGGAAAUAAUGAUGAAAACAAGUUUGUCAGAAUGCAUGAUGUUGUUGGUGAUGUUGCCAGAGCAAUUGCAGCAAAAGAUCCUCAUCGAUUUGUUGUGAUCAAAGAAGCUCUUGAAUUAGAAGAAUGGCAAGGGAAGGAGGAGUUCAGAAAUUGCAGUCGUAUAUCUUUGCAAUGCAGAGAUCUCCGUGAGCUUCCGGAAAGAUUGGUAUGUUCCAAACUUGAAUUAUUUUUAUUGAAUGGUAAUGAUCCUUCUUUGAGAAUUCCAAACACCUUUUUUCAAGUGACGGAACUACUAAAAGUUUUGGACUUGUCUGCAAUGCAUCUUGCACCACUGCCUUCAUCACUUGGUUUUCUUUCCAAUCUUCGAACAUUGCGUGUAUACCGAUGCAAACUCCAAGACAUAGCAUUAAUCGGAGAGCUAAAGAAACUACAAGUUCUUAGUUUUGCAAGUUGCGAAAUUCAACGGUUGCCGAAAGAAUUCAUGCAAUUGACUGAUCUAAGGGCGCUGGACUUGUGGGAGUGCUUUCAUCUCAUAGUAAUUCCACGGAAUGUCAUAUCAAGUUUAUCUCGAUUGGAGCAUUUAUGUUUAGGAGAAAGUUUUACCAAAUGGGGGGCUGAAGGAUUUGGUAGUGGAGAAAGCAAUAAUGCUUGCCUUUCUGAGCUGAACAACUUGUCCCAUUUGAAGACUUUAUGUAUAGAAAUAAUAGAUCUCAAUUUGCUAUCAACAGAUCUGGUCUUUGAGAAGCUUACCAGAUAUGUGAUAUCAGUGUCUUCCAUGAGAGAAUAUGUUAAUUAUAAUAGAUCCGCAAGAACGUUGAAGCUCUGCAGGGUUAACAAACCUUGUUUGGUGGACUGCUUUUCCAAGCUGUUCAAGACAGUUGAAGAUUUAGACUUGAGUCACUUGGAGGACACUAAACAUGUUCUUUACGAGUUGCAUACAGAUGAUUUUCUUCAACUCAAGCGUCUUGAUAUCAGAUAUUGUCCUGGGAUUCAAUACAUUGUUGACUCGACCAAAGGGGUCCCAUCACACAGUGCCUUUCCUAUCUUGGAGAAGUUGUUUCUUUCUGGACUCCAGAACAUGGAUGCAGUAUGCUAUGGUCCAAUUCCAGAGGGAUCUUUUGGGAAGUUACGUUCUCUAAGAGUGGAUGGUUGUGAGAGGUUGAAAUCUUUCAUAUCCCUUCCCAUGGAGCAAGGAAGGGAUGGAUCGGUGUUACCUGAAAUGGGAUCCUUGGAUUCGACACGGGACUUCAAGACAGUUGAAGAUUUAGAAUUGCGUAGAUUUGGCGACACUAAACAUGUUCUUUUCGAGUUGGGUACAGUUGAUUUUCUUCAACUCAAGGGUCUUGUUAUCGGAUAUUGUCCUGGGAUUCAAUACAUUGUUAACUCAAUGAAAGGGGUCCCAUCACGCAGUGCCUUUCCUAUCUUGGAGGAGUUGGAACUUUAUAGACUCGAGAACAUGGAUGCAGUAUGCUAUGGCCCAAUUCCAGAGGGAUCUUUUGGGAAGUUACGUUCUCUAACAGUGUAUGAUUGUAAGAGGUUGAAAUCUUUCAAUUCCCUUCCCAUGGAGCAAGGAAGGGAUGGAUCGGUGUUACCCGAAAUGGGAUCCUUGGAUUCGACACGGGACUUCUCCACAGGAGCCAGUGCUACCCAGGAGUUAUCUAGGAGUGAUGUUCCCACACCAUUCUUCAAUGAACAGGUUACACUCCCUAGCUUGGAGGACUUGACAAUGGAAAAUUUGGAUAAUGUGAUAGCAAUAUGGCACAGCCAACUUCCUCUAGAGUCCUGGUGCAAAUUGAAAAGUUUGGGAUUAAGUUGCUGCAGCAAAUUGCUGAAUGUUUUUCCAUCCAAUAUCCUAAAAGGGUUUCAAAGUCUAGAAGAUGUGAGCAUAUAUGGUUGUGAUUCCAUAGAAGAGAUUUUUGAUCUAGGGGGAGUAAAUAGCAAGGAAAUUCAUGAUAUUGCAACCAUUCCAUUGAGAAUAUUGGAUUUAGAUCGGCUAAAUAGUUUGAAGAGUAUAUGGAAUAAGGAUCCUCAAGGACUUGUCUCCUUUCAAAACUUACAGUCAUUAAAAGUCGUUGGGUGUCCUUGUUUAAAAUAUAUUUUUCCAAUUAUGGUAGCAAAAGGCCUUGUGCAACUUAAAUUCCUAGGGAUAAAAUAUUGUGGAGUGGAGGAAAUUGUUGCAAAUGAAAAUGGAGAUGAAGUAAUGUCUUCAUUAUUCCCUGAACUAACCUUUCUCACACUCGAAGGAUUAGACAAACUCAGAGGUUUCUACCGAGGAACACAUAUUGCAAGAGGGCCACAUUUGAAAAAGCUAAUUAUGUUGAAAUGGGAUCAAGUGGGGACACUUUUUCAAGAAAUAGAUUCAGAAGGUUAUAUUGAUAGUCCAAUUCAACAAUCUAUCUUCUUGUUGGAAAAGGAUGCAUUCCUUAAUUUGGAGCUAUUGAUCUUAAAGGGCUCCAAGAUGAAAAUAUGGCAAGGCCAAUUUUCGGGGGAGUCAUUUUGCAAGCUGAGAGUUUUGAAGAUAAAAAUGUGUCACAACAUUUUGGUUGUGAUCCCUUGUAGUAGGCUUCCAAAGUUGCAUAAUCUAAAGGAACUCUAUGUGAGCAAGUGUAAUUCAGUGAAAGAGGUAUUCCAAAUGAAGGAACUUGUGAAUCAGGAAUACCAAGUUGAGACACUCCCACGAUUAACUAAAAUGUUCCUAGAAGAUCUACCACUGUUGACAUAUCUAUCUGGAUUGGUUCAAAUUUUUGAGAAUCUUCAUUCUCUAACAGUAAGUGGUUGUGGAAAUUUAAUAUAUUUGGUGACAUCCUCAAUAGCUAAAACAUUGGUGCAACUCAAAGAGCUUAUUAUAGAACAAUGCAGAUCGGUGAAAGAAAUAGUCGGACAUGAGGGAGGUGAAGAACCAUAUGAUAUUGUUUUCUCCAAAUUACAAAGGUUGAAACUUGUUAACUUACAAAGUCUAAAAUGGUUCUGCUCAACUAGAUGCAUCUUCAAAUUCCCAUCCUUGGAACAAUUUGAGGUGAUAAAAUGCCCUCAGAUGGAAUUUUUUUGUGAGAGAGUCUCAAGUACACCAAGGGUAAAGGAAGUACAAAUUGACGAUCAUGUGGAAGAGCAUUUGGGGUGUGACUUCAAUACCAUCAUCUGUAAUAUAACUUUUGAGAAGUUUUUAUAUGUCAAGGUGAUGUUUGAGAAGGAUCCUGAGGCUCUUGAGGCAACCAUUCAAUUACAUUGGGAGGAUUAUGAAAAAUGGGAUUUUGGAGAUAGUGACGAUGAUUAUGAGUAUGAGGUCAAUGACGAUGAUGAUGAUGAUGAGGUCAACGACGAUGAUGAUGAUGAGGUCAACGACGAUGAUGAUGAGGUCAAAGAAGAGACAGAGGAGGAUGUGAUGAGGAAGAUGAGGAUGAGACAUAGGGAGAUGGAGAGAGUGAUAAAAGGGAAGGAGAGGGAGAUGUAAAGGAGGGAGAGGGAGUAGAAGAGAAAUAUGAGGAUGAGGAUGAUGACAGACCAUAGCCACGACAGACUGAUUUAAUUUUCUAUAUGAAGAAAAAUGAAUAGGUAUGCGAGAUUUCCUUCUUUUGAGAAGCUACACAGAUACCAUCCUUGGCAGAGAGAUACUAGCUAAUGAUAUUCCUUUCAUUUAAAUUAAAUAGAGGAAGGUUUUUCUCUCUAAGUGUCUCGAUUUUUUUCAAUAAAUAAGCUAGAUCUUUUGUUUGCGUUACUCUAAAGCUUUGAUAUUUCUAGAUUGCUACAAUUCAACUCUCCAUGAUAUAAAUUGCUAUUGAAUUUAGGAAACUUUAUUAGUAUUAUUCUUGCCUAUAUGUAUUGAUAUUAUGCAAUGAAUGUGUUGUGGAGGAUAUUUCAUAUCCAUUAACUUCAUAAAUAUUUUGUAACCAAUUCCUAGUACCCAACAUUCUAAUUAUUUUCCCA
Vitis riparia (riverbank grape) is the source of this 6218-nucleotide messenger RNA. Its product is annotated as probable disease resistance protein At4g27220. The transcript has 6 exons. Gene Ontology annotation, molecular function: ADP binding. Bases 886 to 5745 code for a protein of 1619 amino acids. The record is from RefSeq and is a predicted model, not a curated record. Lineage: Eukaryota; Viridiplantae; Streptophyta; Magnoliopsida; Vitales; Vitaceae.